UUCACAAAAUCUAAGAUGGCGGACGAACCGUUGAACAAGGAGGGCAACAGUGCUGAUAAAGAUCCUCUAUCAUUCUUUACUGUCGGAGAUUCCAGCUCGAACUAAGACUCUGAAAACGAAAGUAAUGUUAGGAAUGACGAGCAAGAUAAAUUGAAAUCCAACAGCCCUGCAGGUAAUGCAUCAGCAGCCAAGACAAAGCUUCCUUCACCUACAACUUUGUUCGCAACUGUAGGGAAACCAGCUUUUCUUGAAACUAAAGAGGAGAGCUACGUCGAUUGGAACUCGCUUUCAAAACGAUAUGAACCAAGCAGUUAUUCAGCUCCUCCUGUACAAUUUCCUCCUGUGACGGAGAGCAGCAGAGAUAGUGAAGAAUACGAAGAUGCUGUCAUUUCUUCUGCUCCAGUCAAAUACGGCAAGGAGAUCUCAGACAUACAGAAGCACUUAGUCGUUCACGAAAAAAGAUCAGUCACCACCGCCUUAAACAUCUUGAAAGAAAGAGGAGGUAGUGCACCAAAGAAGCAGAAAACGGAAAAUUUUAGGCAAAAGGAGAAAAGAAAACGUGAUGAAGGACAGACUUCCAGAGGAAAGAGUUACGUAGAGGAAGAGAAGAGGAUAUUACGCCAACACUUUGCUGCUGAUUGACGAUCGCUCGCUGUACGUGGUUGGCCGUCAGACGCCUGCCAAAAUGAUUUGAAAAUCUUUGUUUCAGGUUUCAUGAAGAAAAAUGCCACCAAGUGUAUUCUUACUACAAGUCAAGGGUUACACUGUAUAAAAGCCAACUGUGUGAAAAGACAGAUUUUAACUCGUGGAUCGAGAUAUUUCACGGUUUUGCCGGAAGCGUGUGGAACCCUUUCAAAUCUAAAACGUGAGCAAGCUUUAACUCUUAGUUCUUAAGAUACUUAUAAAGUGUUUCGAAACACCAGCAAUGAUUUCUCUCUCUAUGAACAAUCAUUUUGUAAUUAAAGGUACCAUAAUUUUGAGUUCGCCAUGAACUAUAAUUUGUGAAUUUAAAAUGCCUACCUUCGCCUCUGGAUUCGAAGACAGAAGUCAAUUAAAUCCAGCAAUAAACAGAACAGUACUACUUCUUAGAGAUAAGUUUUCUUAAUUUUUUCGAUUAUGUCGGUCCGCUGUAGGCGAAUGUCAAGUAAAUGUGGGAACACAAUCAAAGUCCAUUUAAAGGGAAAAGAAAAUAUGAGAUAUACAAAGGAAAAGGGAGAUUACAUGAAUGGGCGGUCUUUUCCUGAGGGGGGGGUUGACGAAAACCGCCUAAAGGGCGAGGUUGCUUGUGUGGGAGAUAAUGACAUACAUGACUUGCACAACCACACGGUUACCUCCUUUUGGGAAAGGCAUUUUUUCUAUGUACCGAACACUUUUCGAAUGGGUCCUUCCAGAAUUAAAUAUUUUGAAAAAGGUCAGAACUGACGGGAUAUACUGCCAGCUGCAGCAUGCUUUUGGGCUUUGUCCAAGGGGUGAGAAGGAGGUCGUGGUUGAUUAGAGAGGAAGGGAGGGUAGCGGGGGUAGAGCAGGCCCUAAAACCGCAUUUGGAUAAAUCAGUGGUAGAAUUUAGGACCGUGAUGCUCUGGCGAGGUACAACUCCUUUACCCCUCCCCCCUUGCACACACAAAACCACCACAUGAGACCCAACUUUUUUCUGAUCGACAGAACGUGAUGGGCUUAAAGAUACAACUCGACAUUCAACAUCAUUUCCUUUUAAUGGACGAAGAUUGAUAAAUUUACAUUGUGAAAAAGCGAUGUUACCGAAAAUAGAGUAUGAUAGAAUUAUCUUAAAAUUUCCUUACAUAAACGUAGCAAAAACUGUUCUUUUGUAGAAAAAAUAUUGUUUUUGCAUAUUGUUCAAAGGCGUAUAUGUAAAUAUACUUGUUUCAAAUAGACACUCUUUAGAAUUCAAAUUAGCAUAUAAAUACAAGCCACGUUGAGCAACAGGAUUGCUUUCCCAACACAAAUAAAGUUACAAACUUCAA
This is a messenger RNA of Stylophora pistillata, 1982 nucleotides long. RefSeq lists its product as uncharacterized. The record is from RefSeq and is a predicted model, not a curated record. NCBI's taxonomy places the organism in Eukaryota, Metazoa, Cnidaria, Anthozoa, Scleractinia, Pocilloporidae.